This is a messenger RNA of Neoarthrinium moseri, 699 nucleotides long. RefSeq lists its product as uncharacterized. The record is from RefSeq and is a predicted model, not a curated record. Lineage: Eukaryota; Fungi; Ascomycota; Sordariomycetes; Amphisphaeriales; Apiosporaceae. Bases 1 to 699 code for a protein of 232 amino acids. The transcript is spliced from 2 exons.
AUGUGGCUGACUCUAGUCGCCCUGGUAAAAUCUGCCAUUUUGCAUUUCUACGGCCAGACUUUCCAAAAUACCGCUUUCAUCCGCAUCGUCUACGCAGUCAUGGCCAUAGUAAUUGCGUUCUGGAUUUCAGCCUUCUUUGCCGACGUCUUCUUCUGCAUUCCCGUGCACAAAACCUGGCUCCCGGAGACACCUGGGCGGUGUGGAGAGAGCAGUAGCAUGUACAUUGGCAUGGCCAGCGCGGACCUUGCUAUAGAUAUUGUUGUCUUGAUACUUCCCAUGCCUAUAUUAUGGGGCCUCCAACUCCCAGCCGCGAGAAAGGUCGCUCUUACCUUCGUCUUUGGCCUAGGGUUUAUAAUCAUCUUCAUAACGUCCAUUCGCCUCAAGUUUUUCUUAGAACUUGAUCCUUUCGAUUUCACCUAUACGUUUUCCAAGAUCGCUCUCCUUUCGACACUCGUCCCAUUGCUCGGGAUCACCAAUGCAAACCUACCGAUCAUGGGCCCGGCCUUUCAGAGAAUCUUUCGCUCGUCAUUGCUCACGAGCCAAACAAGAAAGUCAAGCAAUACAGGAAGCAGUGGAAGUCGGUUCCAGAAAAUGCCUGAAUCGGAGUUGCCUUUGGUGGGCAUCAAUGGUGAGUGGCUCGAGAUUAUAUCACGACCCGUGACUUCACUUUUUGCGCUCUCGAAUAAAAUCGUGCGUUAA